AUGAGGCUGACGUGUGAGGUACAUAUUACCAACCGGCUUCUUCCCACCCUCAAUAUCCGCAAGCCUGUGCGAUCAACAUUCACACAAGUGUCUAUUGGCCAAAAGCCUGGUGGUCAGAACAAAGCUGGCCAGGUGUUUUUGAUGUUGUGUACUGCCAAGAAUAGAAAUGGUACAAAGUACUUGCUUCAUAGUAAUGUGGCACAGAUAUUUGGAAGGUUCAUACGUGAAGGAAAAGCUACAGUGAGCUUUUUGAACCCAGCAGAUGACAUAUCUUUUAGUAAGGCAGAUCCCGUGCGACUGAUGGCAUUUAUGAAAUUGCUGAGACUGGCCUGUCAGGGCAAAGAUUUUCCAGCAGAUUCUUUGAGUAUACUAGUUCCUGCAUCAGGCAGAGAGAUUGAGAAACCAGUCACCUCUCUGAAGGUUGAAAAGCCCUCAGAGUACCCUAUGACAUUUCCUAAAUCAUUACAACAGUUAAUAAUAAAAAACUGUUCACUCAAGAAGAUGAGUGCACAGAUCUCAGCCCUACAAGAACUCAGACUGCUGGACAUGAGCUGCAACUGUCUGUCUUCAGUACCAGAGACCCUGUGCCAACUGACAAAUCUCCAUACUUUAAACUUAGCCCAAAAUAAACUGACUACUUUUCCAGUAAGCCUGAUCAAUAGCUCCAUUAGUAAAUGCCUGGUCAAUCUUGAUCUGAAGAAUAAUGAGAUAACUAGCAUACCAGCUGAUAUUGUGAAGUUGAAGUCACUUCAUUCGUUGAACAUCAGUCAUAAUCAGCUCAGGCAUAUUCCGGAGUCACUGGGCUUCAUGAAGACUCUACGCGAUGUUUACCUUUCAAACAACCUCCUGGAGUUCUUGCCUGGCACUAUGCUAUCCAAAUGGUACAAUGCAAUAGAUUUCAGCAGUAAUCCAUUUCCAGAUGAAAGAACUGUGGCUAGACAACUGAACCCUGUUUUACCCGUCCCUACAUUAGCAGAGCUUGCAGCGAGAAGUGUUGUCAAAUACAGGGUCCCAUACUCAGCCGAGGAUCUUGACUGGUAUUCCAUAAGUUAUCUGAAGACAGCUCGCUUUUGUUUGUGUGGGAAGCCCUGUUUUGAAGCAAAGAGUACGCAGAUUGUCUGGAUGAUGGUGGCCUCUAACGUGCUGUAUAAUGAACAACAGGCCCCGUAUUUGGUCAACUUUUGCUCCAGAACUUGUAUUUUAAGACUGUGA
Molecule: messenger RNA, 1212 nt
Organism: Candidula unifasciata
Lineage: Eukaryota; Metazoa; Mollusca; Gastropoda; Stylommatophora; Geomitridae
Source: the annotation of a GenBank genome assembly